AUGACGCGCAUGGUAGUCUAUGGCGCGGCGCUAUCCGUCUUCAUCGUGGCAACCAUACUCACCAUUGUGUCCAUAUUAACGACGCAUUGGCUGGACUACGAAGUCCACAACGUUAACACCGAUACAACUUUCCGACAUACCCUCGGCUUGCACCAUAGCUGUACCUCCGCCAGCGACCCAGCAUGUAGGCCAUUCCCCGAUGAUGACGAUUGCGCCGACGACAAGUUCUUUUGCUCCAUGUGGCGGAGCUCUGGCUUCCUGCUUUCUUUUGCUACGAUUGUCGAGCUUGCUACACUUGUCUCUUUCAUCGUUGUCAUGGCCGGCGGCAAGUUCAAGCGUGAAGAUGGCUGGAAGUUGGUUGGUGGACUGCUUCUGGUCGAUGCUGCGAUAGAGUUUGCUGGGAUGGGCUUGGUGGCCUAUCUGUUCAAUAAUGACCAACAGUUCACUUCGGGUGACUGGAGCCUUGGAUGGUCCUGGAUUUUGUGCACUGUCAGUGCCAGCGUCUCCGUGCUUAUUGCUGCGCUCCUUGCCCUCUCUGCUUGGUUGCUCCCGUCGGAAGACGACUACGAACCAUUAGGAGAUGGAGUCAACGAUAUCUAG
Pestalotiopsis fici W106-1 is the source of this 600-nucleotide messenger RNA. RefSeq lists its product as uncharacterized. The transcript has 3 exons. The record is from RefSeq and is a predicted model, not a curated record. Bases 1 to 600 code for a protein of 199 amino acids. NCBI's taxonomy places the organism in Eukaryota, Fungi, Ascomycota, Sordariomycetes, Amphisphaeriales, Sporocadaceae.